Molecule: messenger RNA, 2061 nt
Organism: Sarcophilus harrisii (Tasmanian devil)
Lineage: Eukaryota; Metazoa; Chordata; Mammalia; Dasyuromorphia; Dasyuridae
Gene: C6H4orf46
Product: chromosome 6 C4orf46 homolog
Exons: 2
Coding region: 104-487 (127 amino acids)
Source: RefSeq, a predicted model, not a curated record
GUAUUGGGCGCGCGCAGUUGAAAGACCGUUACUUGGACCGUUGGUAUCGGUUCGGUUGGACUGCUCCCUGGCUAUUCUCCCUUCUUGACAUAUUCGGUUCACCAUGGCCGAGGCCCGAGCUUCUCCGCCUCCUCCUCCUCCUCCCCCAUCUUCUCCUUCGUCCUCCUUGGACCGCGCCGCCGCCUUCUCCUUGUCCCCGGAGCUCCCGGCGGUGUUGGCCGGGAGAAUCCGGAACCAGAACCGGGGCCGGGGCCGAGCCGUGGAGCCGCCGUCGGUGGACCCGCUGGAGGAGGUCGAAAUGCAGAUCGAUGAUGCAGCUUUUUCAUUAAUUAAACUUCUUGAGGCCACAUCAGCUGUUUCAGCCCAGGUGGAAGAGCUGGCAUUCAAAUGCACCGAAAAUGCACGAUUCCUUAAAACAUGGAGGGGUCUGCUAAAAGAAGGCUACGAUUCCUUGAAACCAGACAACCAAUGCAGCACAACCAACUAAAUGUUGAAACAAUGACUGCUUUAAAAAAUUGAGGACAGAAUUGCUACAUGUAUAUGCUUGCACUUUUUCCCACAUGAUAUUUGCACCUAUGGAUGUAUCAGAUUUUAUUUCCAACAGUUCUGGAUAUUUCAACAUUCUGCUUUGUAAAUGGAUAUUAAAACUUUAUUUCCUUGUUUAUCUUUCCUGUUUUAAAAAGGAAAAACAUUUACUUAAGUUGGACUCUGGAUAGUAUUUGAUCUUUUUUCUGAGUCAAUUUGUGCCUACUAAAUUUUCACAAGCUUAAUUUACCUUUAAAAGAAAGCUAAUUUUAUCUAUGAUUAAGAAACUCAGAAAUACUAUAAUUCAGUUUUAGAAUGCUUUAAAAUUUACAAAUACCUUUUCCCUUACAAUAGUCUUUGGACUAAGUAAUACAAGUGUUAUGUUUUAAUAUUUCGAUAGAAUUGUGAUCUUACCAGUGAGGAUACUCCCUCCAACAGUAUAGAUCACAACCCAUUCAUACUUUCUCCUCUUUUGUGGCUUUUUAUCUGUAUGCUCUUAAUGAUUUGUCAUGAGGGAUUCAUUCAACUUACUGAAGGUCUUCCUUGCAGUCUUUUAAAAGUUAUGCUGGUACCAGAGUAGUACUCCAGGCUAUUCAUCUGUUGUUCCUCUCACUGCUGUCUGAUUGGCCCACUUUCUUUUCUGAUAAUGCACCUCUGGGGUGAUACUUUCUGGGUUGCCACUUGUAUGCAUAUCAUUGUCAUAUUACUCCAUAUAAUUCAGUUUUUGCUCCUUUGGGUCACAAAAAUUUUUAGACAUUGUAGUAUUUUGUGCUUCAUAAAUAUAUGUUUCAAUGGAAUAAUAUCACUUUUUAAAGAAAAGUGGGCUUUUAGCUCAGGAAACAGUUUGGAAUGAUUGUAAGUGCUGUUAAUUCUGAAAAGCAUUCUAAUAUGUAUUCUUGCUAUUCAUUCUUGGGUCUGGUUCAGUGUCAGAGAGUAUUCUAAGAUAGAUGUAGUAGUAGCUAACUACUAUUACCUAUUCACAUGUAUAUCAUAUUUAGGACAUGGUCAUUAUUCAUCCACUUGGUUUUUUCCUAUAUUUGUUGUUGGGUCAAGCUCUGCAUACCUUAAAAGUAUUCCCAUUUUCCUGAUGAAGAAAGUUGAAUUUCAGAAAAAGCGGGAGACCUAGAACUUGAAUUCCAGGAGUUUUGGCUUCUGAGUUCUUUAUAUUCCUUUUACCAAAUGACAUUAUCUAGUAUUAGUUCUUCCUUGGUAUAAUGCUGAAUUGCCUAUAGAAAUGCUAUUUUUUUCCCCUUCCUGUUGGGAAUUUUGGCCAGUGGAAAUAAAUUGGCUAUUUCUUUCUCCUUUGAAUGUACAAUCCAAAGCUUCCUUGAGUUGGAGAAAAUUUUUUUUCUUCAACACAUAUAUGUUCUUUACCUGAACCACUGCCUUACUUCAUUUAAAUAGAUGUAAACAUAAUAAAUGAGUACUUUUAAAGUAUGAAUGAUGUUUUUUUUUUAAACUUUUUAUGAAAACUGGGGUUUCACUUGGAACACUUUAAAAAAUUGUAUGGGACCCAUGUUUCUCUACUUAACUGCA